Aphanomyces invadans is the source of this 543-nucleotide messenger RNA. RefSeq lists its product as hypothetical. NCBI's taxonomy places the organism in Eukaryota, Oomycota, Saprolegniomycetes, Saprolegniales, Verrucalvaceae. The transcript has a single exon. The record is from RefSeq and is a predicted model, not a curated record. Bases 22 to 483 code for a protein of 153 amino acids.
UUCAGAACGUGGAAGUAAGGGAUGGGGGUGUCUGUCGGUGGGGCGCGAUCGAAGAAACCAAACUGGAGUGAUCUUGAAUGCGUCCGUAACCACCGCAAGGGCGAGAAGCGGUCGCAGGUUCAGGUCGCUCAACGCGGCAGGCGUGCCCUCGCGUGUUCACUGUGCCGUGCCAUUGCACGAUGGAGCGGGGGGUGGCACGUGUGCUUGUUGUACCCCAACGUUUCGACAGUCGCUGUGCACGCAAGCUGCUCAAGGGAGAGGUCGGUGUUGAGGGCAACGCCGCUCGCCAACCUGGAUGGACAGGGCGAUGUAUUGUGGACGUUCACGUGGGUUGUAGCUGUGCAAUCUACCGAAUCGUAUCUUCCAACGCGGACCGAUUGGAAGCCGACACGCUUUAGUGGAGAAAAUCUCUGCAUCUACCGAUGUCCUCUAGGUCGUGAAACGAUGCGGAAGUCAGACUGCCUUGCCGUGCUGAUGAUGUAACAAAGGACGUGAAACCUUUUGAACAUGAGCAGAAGAGAUCCGAACGGCUCGUUAUAGGCG